Messenger RNA from Diversispora eburnea, 1617 nucleotides. The record is from the annotation of a GenBank genome assembly. Lineage: Eukaryota; Fungi; Glomeromycota; Glomeromycetes; Diversisporales; Diversisporaceae.
AUGAAAAGGAAGAAUAUUGCGACGAUUGCAAAGAAAAGCACCACGAAGAAAACCCAAGAAAAAAUGGAAAAGGGAAAGGGAAAGAAAAAAAUAACAUAUGCUGAAGUAGUAAAAGGACGGCAAAUAAACGAAGAAAUAAAAGAACAAGAAGAAGCAUUAACAGGAAUAAAAACCGAAGGAUUAAAGAAAAUAUCAUGGUCAGAUGAAGUAGAAGAAAAAGAAGUAAAUGAAUUACGUAGAAGUAAACAGAUUCAACAAAAACGAAGGAAAACAAGAAUUGGUAAAGAAAUGAAUAUACCAGAAAUAUUACAAGAAAUAUUCGGAUAUAUACCAAAGAAAGAACAAAUAUUCGAAUUAAGAAAAUAUCGAAAUAACAAAGACAAAAAUAAUACACAUAUACAUAAUGGAACAAGAAAAAUGGAAAAGUAUCCCAACGGAAUGGAUGGAAGGAAUAAUGAAAAUAAAGAAAAAACAAUAGAAGAAAUAAGAAGAGAAAUACAAGGAAAACCGAGAAAAGAAAAAGAAAAAGAAUUACGAAAAGAAUACCCGGGAAAAGGAUUAACAUGGAAAGAAAAACGAAAAAGAAAACAACCGCACAACGGUACUACAAAAAUAAUUGUGGAACAAAAAGAAAUUAUAAAAAGAGGCAGAAAAAGACCAAGGAACCACCAGAAAAUGGAACCUGACUACAGACCAAAAAUUGAAAUCUUCAAAAAAAUUAUAAGAAAAACAGGACUUGGGAAAGAUCCUGAAGAAUUGUAUUACGCAGGAUGGAAUCCUGAAAGCAUGUAUAAUUUUGAAACAAAUAAACCUACAGUACAACUCAGAAGAGAGUUGGAAAGAAUUGAAAGAAUGAAAAAUAUGGAAGAAAUAACAGGAUUAAGAAAUGUAGAAAUAAAGGAAUGGGUAACAAUCCUAUUAAAGCAUGAAGAAGAAAACGAAGUAUAUUGGAUAAGCCAAAGAAAUAAUGUAUGGAAUCCUGACCACGGACUAUGGCAGUCACCAGGAGGAAAAAUAGAAGGAAAAGAAAAACCCGAAGAAGCAGCAAAGAGAGAAUUGUAUGAAGAAACAGGAUUAAAUAAAGAAGUAAAAUACCUCACAAAAAUGGUACGCGAAUAUUGGAGCAGCGGAUCGGAAGGAAUAAGAGAAUUACGAAUAAUAUACAUAUACACUGCAACCGGAACACCCGAAAAGUAUGAACAACAGAACGGAACACCAUGGCAACCGGAAAGAAAACAAGAAAUAUUGAAAAAAGAACUUAUUGAAUCCUUACGAGAAGGAUUGGAAUAUGAAGAAAAGGGACCAGAAAAAUUACCAAAAAUAAUCCACAUAGACGGGGCAUGUGGAGUAGGAAAAACAACAAUAAUAAAGAAAAUGAAAGAAGAAUUUGAAAAACAGGGAAUAAAAACAGAAAUCCGAGAUGAAUCCUUCAUACUAAAAGGAAGAAUGAAUGAAAUAUUAAAAGGAUACUAUCAAGCAAUACAAAAUAAAACAGAAUGGGCAGACCAACUACAACAAACAGAAAUGAAUUAUGCGGACAUAAGCAUAAUAGAAGAAAAACUAAAAGAAAAAGCGCCAGAAAAGACAAAAAUAAAAGCUUAUACCGAACAGAUAUAA